AUGACCGGAAAACAAUAUGCCGACGUUGUGCGCCCAGUGAUUUACAUGUUGGCUGGUUUCGUUUUUUUAUACCUUUUGCGAAUUAAUCAACUAUUAAAAGGUACUCCAGAUGAGAUCCGGAAGCUCGCGGGUUCGCCGUGGACAGCAGAUUUGCUCAAAGAAACUGGUGCAAGACUCUGCCAAAAGCCCAUUGACUAUACUGGUCAGUUACCAGCCCGACAAGAGCGUCGCUAUGUCGUUACGGGAGGAAAUGGCCUUGUCGGCGGAUUCAUUGUUCUGCAAUUGCUCGCGCGGGGUCAGCCACCCGAGAGCAUCCGCAUUCUCGAUAUCAGAAAGGCAGAGAGAAGCGACAUGCUUUCCGGUCCGGCAACCAAGGUCGACUUUGUGCUUACAAACAUUUCAUCUCGGGCUUCUGUCAAGGCAGCCUUUGACAAGCCGUGGCGCCCGUCAGUAGCUAGCCUCCCGCUUACAGUGUUUCAUACUGCAGCUGUCAUUAUUCCGUCGGAUAGGUCGCGGUUCUUGUAUGACUUUCCAGAAGCGGUCAACGUUGACGGCACGAAAAAUGUCUUGGACCUCGCCAAGGAGGCUGGCGCGGACAUUUUCAGUUCAACUUCAUCUGGGUCCAUUGCCAUACGACCUGUGAAUCCCUGGGUCGCACCAUGGGCGCGUUCGCCCCAAAAUUUCUGGCAGAUGCUAGAUGAGAGAGACUUUUACAAGCCGUUGCGACCGCAUGGCGACUUUUUUGGCAACUAUCCCGCCUCUAAGGCGGCAGCUGAACGGAUCGUUUGCGAAGCGAAUACGGACACUUUUCAGACUGGUUGUAUUCGUCCAGUCAAUGGUGUCUAUGGUAACCCCACUGAUAAUACUGUUGGAGACCCUCUGGCUAGGUCUGUCUUACCAACGUGA
Pestalotiopsis fici W106-1 is the source of this 906-nucleotide messenger RNA. RefSeq lists its product as uncharacterized. Gene Ontology annotation, cellular component: endoplasmic reticulum. Bases 1 to 906 code for a protein of 301 amino acids. NCBI's taxonomy places the organism in Eukaryota, Fungi, Ascomycota, Sordariomycetes, Amphisphaeriales, Sporocadaceae. The transcript is spliced from 2 exons. Gene Ontology annotation, molecular function: 3-beta-hydroxysteroid dehydrogenase [NAD(P)+]/C4-decarboxylase activity; 3-beta-hydroxy-Delta5-steroid dehydrogenase (NAD+) activity. Gene Ontology annotation, biological process: ergosterol biosynthetic process. The record is from RefSeq and is a predicted model, not a curated record.